AUGUUCCAGCGCACUCUUCUCAGACAAGCCCAGGCCGCCCGGUCGGCUCUGGCAGCUUCCACCUCCACAUCCGCAUCCCUCGCUCUCCGACGGACAACACGUUUGCAACAACAGCUGCCCGCUGCCAUCCGGCCAUUUGCCCAGCCCACUCGCUUCUACUCCACCGAGAAGGAAGCUACCAAGGAGGGCGAGGGUGAGAAUGCCGAGCAGAACCCCCUCGAGAAGGAGCUUGAGGCCAAGAACAAGGAAGUCAUUGAUCUGAAGGACAAAUACCUUCGUUCCGUCGCCGAGUUCCGUAACCUGCAGGAGCGUACCAAGCGUGACAUGGAAGGUGCGCGCAACUUCGCCAUCCAGCGCUUCGCCAAGGACCUCCUGGAGAGCAUUGACAACUUCGACCGGGCGCUGCUGGCCGUGCCCAAGGAUCAGCUCGAGGCUCCUCAGACCGAGGAGAACAAGGCUCUGCUUGAUCUUGUUGCCGGUCUCAAGAUGACCGAGAACAUCCUUAUGAACACUCUUCAAAAGCACGGCCUCGAGCGCUUCGACCCCGGCGAGAAGGUCGAGGGCAAGCCCCAGAAGUUCGACCCCAACCUGCACGAGGCUACUUUCAUGGCCAAGGCUGAGGGCAUGGAAAACGGUGAUGUGAUGUACGCUCAGACUAAGGGCUUCCGUCUCAAUGGACGUGUUCUCCGCGCUGGCAAGGUCGGUGUUGUUAAGAACGACUAA
Messenger RNA from Penicillium atrosanguineum, 723 nucleotides. It is a transcript of the gene grpE, whose product is annotated as mitochondrial nucleotide exchange factor MGE1. NCBI's taxonomy places the organism in Eukaryota, Fungi, Ascomycota, Eurotiomycetes, Eurotiales, Aspergillaceae. Gene Ontology annotation, cellular component: PAM complex, Tim23 associated import motor. The transcript has 3 exons. Bases 1 to 723 code for a protein of 240 amino acids. Gene Ontology annotation, biological process: protein folding; protein import into mitochondrial matrix. The record is from RefSeq and is a predicted model, not a curated record. Gene Ontology annotation, molecular function: adenyl-nucleotide exchange factor activity; protein-folding chaperone binding; protein homodimerization activity.